This is a messenger RNA of Tricharina praecox, 1047 nucleotides long. RefSeq names its product Intradiol ring-cleavage dioxygenase. Bases 1 to 1047 code for a protein of 348 amino acids. The record is from RefSeq and is a predicted model, not a curated record. The transcript is spliced from 6 exons. Gene Ontology annotation, molecular function: ferric iron binding; oxidoreductase activity, acting on single donors with incorporation of molecular oxygen, incorporation of two atoms of oxygen. Lineage: Eukaryota; Fungi; Ascomycota; Pezizomycetes; Pezizales; Pyronemataceae.
AUGGUCCCACUCACUCUGAUCGCGUUAUUCCUUGCCACUUUGCUCUCUGUCCCGUCCGUUUUUGCGCACGACACCUUAGCCUCGGGUAUUGCGGUUCGCUCGGCGCACCUGCACCAAGCGCGCGCAGCGUUCGCAAAGUGCUCCGGCAAGCUCCAGAGCCGCGACGUGAUCGCGCACCGGGUGGCUCGCCGCGCAGAGCUGGUGGAGUCCCACCUCGAGAAGCGGCGUGUCGAGAAGCGCCAGUGGAUCCCGAUGCCGCCGGUGACGCCCCCUGGGAAUAAUACCGGAGCCUGCGUGCUCACCCCGGAGGUCAUGGUUGGGCCAUAUUAUGUUAAGGAGGAGUUGAUCAGGAAGGAUAUACGUAAGGGAGAGGGUGAGCGCGGUGUGCCGCUGCUGCUAGAUCUGCAGUUCGUCGAUUUCGAUACCUGUGAGCCCGUCACCAACGCGAUGAUCGAUCUGUGGCAUUGCAAUACUACCGGGUUGUACUCGGGCUUUGCGAGCGAGAAGACUACGGGAGAGCACUUCAACCGUGGCCUGCAGCCCACGGAUCGCCGCGGAAUUAUGCACAUGAUCACCAGCUUUCCGGGGUGGUACGACAUGCGGGCGACGCACAUCCACGCAAUCCACAUCGGCGGAAAAGUGGACCGCAAGAAGAGGAUCUACCAAGGCGGCCAUGUCACGCAUAUCGGCCAACUGUUCUUCCCCGAAUCGCUCCUUACGCAGAUCGACCAGCGCCUGCCAUACACCAAGAACAAGCUGAAGGAGCGCGUGCGCAACGACGACGACUUCAUCUACCAUCAGGAGAACACGGGGUACAACGCCGUGAGCGAGAUCCAGAUGCUAGGCGACGAGAUGGAGGACGGGAUUCUCGCGUCCAUCUCCGUCGGGAUAAAUCUCAAGGCAAGCUACAACAUCAGCAACAUGUGGGGGAGCGGGUCGUCCGGGCCGCCGUCGGGGAUGACGUUUCCGCCUGGCGGAUUCCCGACUGGGCCGCCGGGGGGAAUGCCGACGUUGCUCACCACCACCCGUACCGUGGAUGGUAUUUGA